Molecule: messenger RNA, 14295 nt
Organism: Rhipicephalus microplus (southern cattle tick)
Lineage: Eukaryota; Metazoa; Arthropoda; Arachnida; Ixodida; Ixodidae
Biological process (GO): regulation of synaptic plasticity; maintenance of presynaptic active zone structure; neuromuscular synaptic transmission
Cellular component (GO): cytoskeleton of presynaptic active zone
Molecular function (GO): structural constituent of presynaptic active zone
Source: RefSeq, a predicted model, not a curated record
GGCGGUCCGUCUUGCAGGCCGCCGCGACAGCUCGCGGAGAGCCGUAUUUCUCUUCAUCCCGGCCUUCAUCCCGCCCCUGGGGCGGCCAUCACCGGCGGAAGUAUCCUAGGUGCGUGCAGUGCGCGAUACGACGACGCUUCGUGACCCAAGACAACGCAGAGCUCGGGGGGUUCCCGCCCCGGGAGAGUGGAUACACGGAGCCCAGAGUGCCCGCCCGGCAGCGGAGAAGCAGCGCGGCCAUCGGCCGGAUCGAAGCGCCGCGUGCGUGAGGGGCGCGAUGCCGGCGGUUGCGGCGGAGGCCUCGGUCUCUUCGGCCACGACGAGCUGAGUGAGGCGCGGAUGCGGACCGUGCAAUUCAAAGCCGGAGGGGGCCUUCCCGAGGCCGGCAGCUAGCUGAGCGAGGCGGCGCAGAAGCUGCAGGAAAGAGAAGAGCAAGCGAGAACGCUAGGCAAGACCUCGAGACCAUGUCCUCCCGCGACAUGUACGGCGGCUCGCAGAGGUCGCCCCGGGCGGCCCAAAGCUCGCGCGACGUGAUGCUGGGGCCGCCUAAGACGUCCUACGCGUCCAUCUCGCAGCCGCCGUCUGCCAGGGGAAGUCCCAUCGCGCGCAACCUCUCCUCGCCGUCGCAGGGCCGCCGCAUGCGGCCCGCCGGACCGUACGGCGUGAGCCGAUCGAGCAACAGCAGUCCGCUCACCAUGGCCACGCACGACUACUACGGAGACGAGCCGGACCUGCGCGUGUCGCACCGGAGCCGGUCGGCCACGCGAGCCGCGCCGCCGGCCAUGCGAUCGUCGUACCCGGGAGUCGUCGACCAGGACUUCAUGCCCAUCAGGGACCGGUCCCUGGAGCGCGGUGCCACGGACAUCGGGGGAGGAGGACGCCGCGGAGGGUACCGCGGCGAAGACAUGUACCGCGAGACGACCAUCGACGGUGACCCGUACCGGGACUACGGCGGUAGCAGUGGCCGCGGUGGCGGUGGGAGCUUCGUGGCCGAGCUGCAAAGCCGGCUUAACGAGCUCCAGAGUCAAUACGGGAGCGUCAAGCGGGAACUGGACGCGACCACGCAGAAGCUCGGCUCCAGCAUGCACAGCAUCAAGACCUUCUGGAGCCCCGAGCUCAAGAAGGAGCGCGCCUUGCGCAAGGAGGAGGCCGCCAAGUACGCCCUCAUCAACGACCAGUUGAAGAUCCUGCGAUCGGAGAACCAGAAGCAGGCAUCGCUGAUCCGCCAGCUGGAGGAAGAGCUGCGGAUGGCGCACAUGCGCAAUCCCGACGCCGAGCUACGUCAGCACCUGGACGCCCUCUACGCCGAGAAGGAGCACAUGGCCAAGGAGAUAUUCCUGCUCAGAGAGACCAUCAAGGAACUGGAGCUGAGGAUAGAGACGCAAAAGCAGACGCUCGCAUCGCGAGACGAGAGCAUCAAGAAGCUGAUGGAGAUGCUGCAGAGCAAGGGCGUCGGGGGCCAGAUGCUGGAUGAACAGCGUAUGGAGAUGGAGCGACUCAAGAGCCGCCUCAUCGAAUCCGAAGCCCGUGCGCGCCACCUGGAGACCAUGUUGGACACCAGAGACCGAGACAUUGGCAAGCAGUGUAUUCUGGAGCACGGAGCAGUUGAGAACAACAUCGUUGACGCUGCGCGCACGGCCGGAGAUGGCUGCGCUACCCCAGAACAAUGGCGCUCUUUAUCGGAGGAGCUAAGAACUACUUAUGGAAACCACAUUACCAUGAUGGAGGCCAUCUUGGACACCAAGGAAGCACGCAUCAGCAUCCUGGAAAGCGAGGUCGAUCUGCUCGAAAAAGAGCUUGAACAGAGGAACCGCCUGACUCGAGCCGAGCUCAACGCGCACACCCCGCAGCUGAUCACUGAUACGGACGAUGGAUCGCUGGACGAGCUCCGGAUUGAGCUGAACAAGCGAGACCAGGAGCUCCUGGCCAUGGGAGCCAAAAUGAAGACGCUGGAGGAGCAACACCACGACUACCAGCGACACAUCGCCGUGCUCAAGGAGUCCCUGUGCGCCAAGGAGGAGCACUACAACAUGCUACAGGCUGACGUGGAAGAACUGCGGCAGCGGCUGGAGGAGAAGAACAAGCUGAUAGAGAAGAAGACUCAGCAGGCGCUAACAGCUACGCAGGAGCGCAACCACCUAAGCCAAGAACUGCAGGAGCUUAGAGACCACAUGGAUAUCAAGGACCGAAAGAUAAACGUGCUUCAAAGAAAGAUCGAGAACCUGGAGGACCUGCUGAAGGAGAAGGACAACCAGGUGGAUAUGGCGCGUGCGCGGCUGUCGGCGAUCCAGGCGCACCACUCGACCUCGGAGGGCGCCCUGUCCAGCCUGGAGGAGGCCAUCGGUGACAAGGACAAGCAGAUCGUGCAGCUGCGUGAGCAGCGUGACCGCGCCGAGCAAGAACGCAACGAGGAGCGGGACCUGCACGAACGCCAGCUGGCCGAGUACCGCAUGAAGAUGCACGCGCUGGAGAGCGAGAUGGACAAGCUGCAGAGCCGUCUGGAGAAGGCCAAUGCCGAAAAGGAGCGUCUGGAGGCACGUCUCGAGAACUCCCAGUCCGAGUUAGGACAGGCGCGCGCCGAGCUGGACAAGAUCCAGGCCGAGGUGAGCCGCUCGUCCGCCGACUGGGAGCGACUUCGCGGUGAGCACGCGCGACUGUCGAUCGAGAAUGACCGCUUUCGCGAGCACGUGGGCCGCCUCGAGCAGCCCACGGUGACAUCAUUGUCGUACCGGAGCGCCACCAGCGUACUGCCGCUGCAACAGCAGCAGCACGCGUCCGACGAGCGCACCCAAGAAAAACUCGACCGCGUACAGGCCGAGCUGCGCCGGGCGCAAGCUGAACUGAGGAUGACGCAGGCUGAGCAGGAGCGGGCGCGGGGCGAGCAGGAGCAGUUGCAGGAGAAGCUGGAGCGCUCUCAAGGGGAACUGCAGAAGGCCCAGGAAGAAAGAGAAUUGUGCAGACUGGAACAAGACAAGCUCCGUGAAAAGCUUGACAGAGCACAAGCGGAAAGCUUCAAAGCUCAGACCCGCUUGGACCAAGGCCAGGCAGAGGCUGACCGCUUGGCCUUGGAAUUGGACAAGUGUACUGUCCUGCUGGCAAAGACCAAGGAAGAUCACAAACGUUCUCAAGAAGAGUUUGAAGGCUUGCAGGAUCUGUAUGUGAGAACAAACGCUCAGCUGGCCAAAACCAAGGAGGCCGAAGAGAAGACGCGACAGGACCUCGAUCGCUGUCAAGUUGAGCUGGAAGUUGCCCGCGAUCGUUUGGAUAAGGCACAGCUGGAGGCGCGCCGUCUUCAAGCCGAGCGCGAUCGGCUGCAAGCCGAGGUAGACCGCAUGUCUCUAGAUAUGGACCGCAUCCAAACGCAAGUGGGGAAGACGCAGACACACCACGAGAAGUCGCAGGAAGAACUGGCGAGAAUGCAAGUGGAGUUGGAAAAGUUGUACGAAAAACUGGAUAGGGCACAGACCGAGCUUCGCAAGACACAGAACGAGAAAGAUCGCCUUCAAUCAGAGAAAGAGAGCCAGCAGGCUGAACUGGAACGCUACCAGGCACAAAUGGCCAAGUACCACAAUGUUCAGGACAAGUCUCAAGCCGACUUCGAACGGCUGCGUAUCGACGUUGAAAAGAUGCGUGACAAGUACGAAAAGACGCUCGGUGAACUCAACAAGACAAGCGAGGAAUGUGCCAAGCUCAAGACCGAGCUGGACCGAACGCGGUCAGAAAAAGGCGUUACCCAAGAAGAACGACAGGCGCACGCCAAUGAAAUCGAACGGCUUUACAUCGAGGUUGAAAAGGCGAAGGACAAGUACGAAGGCGCCAAGCUCGAGGUCAAGAAACUUCAGGAUGUACGCACACAGCAACAAGCCGAAAACGAGCGGUUGCGCAGAGCACUGGAAGCCACACAGGCAGAACUCAAAAAGUCCACCGCGACAGCGGAUGAUCGGCAACGCCAGGAGAUUGAGAAGUUAACAGCCGAAUGUCAAAGGCUUCGCGAGAGGGCCGACCGUGCAAUCCAAGAGAGGGACUCCCUGCUUACUGAGCUGAACAAGGCUCAGGCGACCCUGAAUACGCUGCACGAGGCUAGCGAAGGAGACCGGCAGAAGAGCACAUCUGAAGUUGAGCGUCUCAGACACCUUUUGGGUCGCUCCGAGGAAGACCUCCAGAAGACAGUUGCCGAGAACAGCAGAUUACAGAUGGAAGUGGAACGGUUAAAACAGGACGUUGAGGACGCCGAGCGCUACAUCUCAAGCGUGCAAGAGAGCUCUCAAAAGGACCGAAACCAACAGGAAAGUCUUAAAGCGGAGACGAUACGACUUCAGGGCACCCUGGAGAAGGUACAGGAGGAACUUCGGAAGACUUCGCAGGAACGAAACAGACUCCAGAUUGAGGUGCAGGAGUUGGUUGGUGAACUGGAGCGACGAAGUGGUGCGGACAACGCUGCGCGGGCUCAGGAGGAUGCGAGGAUACGGGGCGAGAUCGAGAAACAGCAGCAAGAAGUGCAGCACCUGCACAAGGAACUCAAGAGGAGCACUCAGCAGAUGCAGAAGCUCGAGGCCGAGAACAAGGAGCUCAGAGCCAAACUGGAGAGGGCACUGGACUCCGCCGCUCACGCGCAAAAGCAGUCUGAAGAGACGCAGGCCGAGACUGUGAAACUUAGAGAGGCGAACCGAAUGCUGAAGCAGCAGCAACAGCAGCUGCAGCAACAGGCAGCCGGAGCCAUGAAGGAAGGCGAGCGGGAAAAGAUGCAAAGAGAGCUGGACAGGAUGCAAGUGGAAAUGGAGAGCCAGAGGGAGGAGGCAUCCAAGCUGAGAAAGCAGCUCGAGCAGGCAAGAGCGGAAAUCAAAAACUUUUCUGUAGAACGGGACCGCUUCCAGGAGCAGUUGGAGAAGCUGGUUCAGGAGAUCGAACGGAGGGAGACGGAGAUCCAGAAUCUCCGAGCCAAGGGGGCUCAGGCUCAGCCCAAGAUGGACGCCGAGGUAGAGGCCCUCAAGAAAAGGCUCGACGACCGCCAGAAGCAGCUGGAUGAGUUCGAAAAGAGGCUCAAGAAGAAGAAGGAAAAGCUCGAACAGGCAGAGGUCGCCAUGCAGAAGGCGGGAAGCACAGAGACAGAGCAAGAACUGGUCCGGCAGUUGGCCGAGUUGAAGAUGCGUUGCGCCGAGCUGGAAACGAGGCAGCCACCGCCUCCACCGACGGGAGGAGCGAACGAGGCUGAACUGGAGCGACUGCUCCAGAUCAUGUCUUCCCUCGAGGAAGAGAAGGUCAAUCUCAACGCACAGAUCAAGCAGCUGCAAGAGGCUCUGAAGGACCGUGAGAGCAAGCUGAACGCGAUCAAGCGCAGCCAGCAGACGGACAAGACGCGGAGCGCCCAGAUGAUGGACGAAGCUCGCCGACGAGAGGGAGACCUCGGUCGAGAAGCUUCCAAAGCUCAAGAGGAAGUUACCAGGCAGCGAGAACGCAUCGAGGCCCUAGAAGAGGCCCUUCGGGAGAGCGUUGAGAUAACAGCCGAGAGCGAGGCCGAAGUGGUGCGCCAAGAGUCUCUGCUGAGGGAAGCCCACGAGAAGGUAGCCAACUUGGAGGCCCAGCUCUGUCGUGCAAGGAGCAGCGAGUGCGUCCGCUGCGGCAGUUGCCCCGACCUCAGGUUUCAGAUGAAGGACGUCGGCUGGAAGGCUAUGUGGGCGGAGAGGAAGCGACAUCUGGACGAGCUAUAUGACAUGAAGUUGGAGGCGCUGUCGGCAGCCAUCAGCGAAAAGGAUGCGCAUCUGGCAAUACUGGAAGAGCAGCCUGCCCAGGACGAGAACACCAGGCGUCAGGCGGAGAGCUUGAGGGCUGAAAAGGAGCGGCUCGUCCAGAGGAUCAAAAUAGAGAACGAGAGCCGCGUAAAGAUGAUCGCUGAAGCAGACGACGCCCUCCAACGGGUCAACGGCACCGGAGACAGCGAAACGGUGAAUGAGCAGAUUGACAUGGCAAACAACCCGACGUGAUUCUUCCGGACAUCGCGCCAAAGCGGCUGCCUUUUAUUCCUGACGGCGAAUAAGGCUGGAGUCAACGAGAACCAAACAACUAUACUGCUAGCUGCCACAAUCCUCCAUAUAAUGCUUUCGCCUAUUCCACGAGACAACAGCCUCUAUUUUGUUUUAUCACUCAUGUUUGAUUUUUUUCGGUGCCAUAUUUACCUAUUGUUUGUUUUGUGCUGUAGCACUGUAUGAACGUACUAUUGAUUUUAUUUUGCUAAAACGCUCGUUCAUUUUUGUCACCGUGCCAAAAAGAGGACUGAAAAUCGUGACGAUUGUGAACUCGCUCACGCCGUGAUAACCAAGCAUUUUUAGUUAUUAUCCUUUUUACUUUUAAAACUUGUUUUUAUGAAGAGACACUUUCCGAAUGUUCAUUUUUUUUACCAGUGAAAGAAAUGCCCAUUCGCGAUUUCAUUCUGCCUCAUAAAUCCACUGCGCUGUUUUUUUACUGGGAAUCAAAAUGUCUACGAUUCUUAUUUUCACUUCUCAGGUUACUGUAAGUCCGCUCCCAUUUUUCUUCGUGUCCAAUGGAGAGUUGUAUGUAAAAUACGCUUCAGUACUUCAUUUUCUGCUUGAUGUCUUGCUCAUACGCCUUUCUCUAGUUUAACGCAAGCUGACGAACUGUCCGUUUCUUGUAUACGAGGAAAAAAGUUGGCGCUUUUAUUGUCUGUACAUAUUGUGUGUUUUUACGAUGACGUGUGCUUUCCUCUGCGCCUGUUUAUUGAGACGCAUUCUUCAUAUACACAUUGCUGUAUGUUGUGCGUAUUUUCGAAACGAGCCUUCGGUGUGUCAUUUCCCCCCACUUUUUUUGCUUGUGCUGUGUGUUUAUACGCGAGAAAGCAAUCCUUCUUUCAGUUUUGUCUCGUCGAAAAAGUUGAGGGCACCAUGUGUCCUUCUUAACCAGAAAAAUUCCCAAGGGUUAGGGCAGGCAGACAGCCGUGUUAAAGCGGUCAGCUAAUAACUGACCGCAUUAACCGGAAAGCAACUUCAUUUCACGGUGCAUUUGAGUUCGCUACGUUCGGGAUUCACCCGCAAAGGGCUGCUUGCGACUUGCAACGACUCGGUUAUGAUUUGGUUUUCGCCUUUUACAUCGUGCGGUGGCCGAUCGUACAUAAAGUGUAAGUUGUUGAGAAAUAUUCGAUUUUGAAACUAGGGUAGGAUGAUGAGGUCACCGGUCAGUGAUGAAUGGACAUUGGAAAUGGAAGCCCUUUGGGGCAGCGGAUCGGAAUGGCAUUGACACAUUCGGGUGCUUUAGACUAGAUUGAGAUGUAAACAUGUCCUGCGGAACUAAAGAGAAGAAAAAGAGAGAGUCGAAAGUGUUCAGAAAGGCAACUUGGAUUUACUGUGGGUGUUCAUUAAUGCAUGCGACGAAGCAACGGUGCAAAUGCUGCACGAAAGGUUAGGGCAGGAGUCGCUCUGUCCCGUGCGUCUCACAGAUUCGGCACGUCGCUCCUCUAUGUUCUUAAAUGUUUGCCGCCUCCGCACGAUUGCUUCGCCACGACAAAAAACACCUACAGUAGCUAACACUUGCACCUUUCUGCAUUUUAUUCACGUUUUGCCAGAAACAAGGGAAGAAAACGCGUCACGUCCUAUCGAUCAGCAAGGACACCCAUUUAAUUCAUUAUUUCCGGCUGAGUCACAAUCAUAAGAGCUGGCGUACCACUAGUGACUCUGAAGGUUUUCAGUGCAGAAGGAAGAUUAAACUAGGGCACAUAUCACUAGAAUCGAGACAAGGUUGUACUGUUAUCACACGUAGCUGUAAACACAUAGUAUUCUUGGCAUAAGAACACGAAUGAGCUUAAGCGUGUAGAGCACUUAACUGACAGGUUGUGUGUGGCUUAAUAAGCACAGUGCAUGCUACGGCUAUUCUCUAGUCUAAUAAAAAUGCAUCUCUGUGUGCUCGGUUGAUCGAACAGAACCAGAAGGGGUGUCUUGAGUUACACUUUUAUCUGUUAGCACCAUAAUCGCUGUCAUUCAUGAGGAGCACGCGUUAGGGGAAAAGGAUGGCACUGCUGAUUUCUUUAAUCUUCCGAUAUUCAAAUCAUUUUUCCCGGAGCAUUCAGCUCGGUUAGGCCCUGGAGAACCACGAAAGACUGACUUCAGGGAAUAUUUCCCACUAAUUACCUGGCUAAUACUCUAAGUGGCAUCACUGAGGUGGCAGCCUAUCAGGUGCAGUCCUUAGUUUACCUAGCGAAAAUAGGAGGAACGCGGGCAAUACUUCGUCGUCAUCAACACGGUUGUUGAAUAACAAUAUUAGACGUGUUCAUCAGUAGAAUCAAUUAGUUUUACACACCAGGAAAUUUGCUUCGCCGCAUUCAGGCAAUGACACUACUUAUUAUCAUAACCCCUUUCGUCAUUAAGCGUUCAUCCCAACGAAGGUAUCAGGCGGAAUCCGGAUCAGAAAGUGGGGCGAAAGAUAAUACUGGAGAGCUAAGCAAUUUAAGUUUGGUCUCUCUGAAGUACUCGGUGCUUAUUAACUUGAUGGACCUUGCCGCGCCCUCUAUAUGCAGUGCUGACAGUGACUUGUUUACCGCCCAGAGUGCAGAUAUUACAGAGUGCAGAUUUUUAACAGAACGCAAUCAGAUCUCGAAGUUUCCCGUAUCAGCCGGACAAGAUAGACAGCUCCAGAGAAAGGGAACGGCUUUCAUAGUAGAAGACCUCCUUUGGCAGGUCCGACGACCCGUAGCCUCUUCAGGCAGCAUGGUGCAGCUAGCUAUGCAAAAUCCUCGACGGCGCCUACGUCCCUGCCCACGCACCACGUGGUCUUCAGACAUUCUAUAGACACUCUAUAGACGCGCAAGUUAAACCUGACUCCCGGAAAGCUGUGACCACGUGUAUAGCUGACGCGACCAUGAUCACUGUCACCAUAGACACUUGGUUUAAGACUGAGUUGGCAACAACAUCGGUUCGGCAACUGGAGGAGCUCCUGUGGUGAUGUCGUAAUUAAACUGACGUUGUUGUUGCUGCGAGCUUGUCGGCAGGUUUCGCAAUAACGCGUCUCUGCGUGCAUACACAAGGAUGACUGAGAUUCAGCACGACAGAAGUUGGAGUCAGUUGGUAAGGCUACAUUGUAAGGCGUGCAAGAUCAGAUUCAUUGUCUUCUUAUAAUCUCUUGCGUCCGGGAUCACACGCGUUACCAGCUUUUAUGACGACAAGUGAGAAUUUACGCAUGUUCUAAUCACAGUCUAUGAACUUUUGCAGCCGUUACGAAGGACUGGCUGCGGGACUACCGGAACAAAAAAUGAAACCUGCCUGUCUGUCACAGAAAUCGUGUCGAGCAGGAAGUAUAUGCCCAGUUAUGCAUACACCUUGCAGCUUUCCAUGCGUCCAAGAUAUAGGCGGCCGGAAUGAGUUCCUCAAGCGUGGUUCUGGUAUGAUACAGAGACGGGGUUCUUUCUCUUGGAGGGGGACUAAACCAUACGGAGCGGCCCUUUUUUGUUCCGCUAAUCUGCAGUGCCUCUAACUUUCUUAUCUCUCAGACCAUUCAAAUCAUUCCCUCGCUUCUUGCGCUCCUUUCACUCCCUUAUCGGGCUCGUGCAGGGCAGUCACACGUGGAACACAUUGGUCAGAGAUUACUGUUCCCCCACUAUUUAACUUAUGUUUUUAUUUAUUAAAAAAAUUUCUUAGUGUCGUGCACAUGCUUCAGACAGUCGGAUUCACAGUUCUUGGUGUUUACAGUUUUUUUUUUAGUACCACGUUGGCUUGCAGCCCUCUCUUGCCAAGAUGUGUGGUGUGAUCCGGUAAUAUAGAUAAGCACGUCUUGAGAUGAUGGAGAAAAAAAAGACAACACUGUUGUUACAUUGUUCGUUCUCUAUUGUUUGUUGUCUUUUACACACUGUUACGCACGUACUGCCAUCAUUAUUUACACCUCUGUCCCCCCAGUGUCUGUAAAAUCCGCAACUAUAAGACUGUGUAACCUCAAAAUGGGAAAUGAAAUGAAACUCAGCCUCUCUCCUCGUUGCUGUGGUGUGUACUCUAUAAUUACUUAGGUAUAUAAAUAUAUAUAUAUAAUUAUGUAUAUGUAUACAUAAUGCUUAUAUGUACAUGUUGAUGUGUGCGCAUGUGUGUGCGUGUUUAUGUUUAUGCGUUUGCCUUCGCGAGAUAUAUACUAUAAAUAUGUGUGUAAAUACACCUUAUAAUAAUAUCCCCGUGGACUGCUGAACCAUACGGACGGGCCAGUGAACGAGAAGGAAUCAGCGCGGACGCUUGGGUUCCAAGCGUGCUCCAUGACUCGUCUCUCUAAACGUUAUAGUGUGUUAAGGGUUACGCCGAAAGCGAUCUUCAGCACUUCUAAAACUAUUCGAUUCACGAGAAUGCAGUGAGGACAAAAGAGUAAGGAAGCUUGUGGAAGCCCUGCGUGUCCCUGUUGAUGAUUCUGGGUCCCCAUUGGUGACUGCAGCCCUUUUGGUGGCUGCAUAUCACCAUUGGUGAGUGCGCCUCUUCAUUGGUGACUGUGCCUACUCUCUGGUGAAUGGGCUUGGAGUCGGCCUUAAUAGCUGUAUCGUGUUUGUCAUCAUUCAGCCCGUAAAUGUAUAUAUACCGAGACAUUACGUGUGCUGCUUUUCAAACGUUAUUCAUUUGAAGUAAAUAUUCCUGUGUUUCUUACGAUGCUUUCUUGAAUGUCUUCUUGCGUACCUGAUGGCCUUAUAUUUAAUUUGCACGAGAAAAAAAAAAACACCCUGUUCGCUUAGCUGUCAGACAGAGAAUAUGUCUGGAUACGUUUCUGUGAGUCGGAUAUGAGCACAGGUACUGCUUAAUAAACAAGGAAAGUAAAAGCGACUCAGGAAUUUGAAAUGUUGAUUGACAUGGUUUCUGGGACAGGGUGACUGAAAGGCUAUACAGCUCGCUGCAGAGGUUGUCAACGAACAUACCUUUGUUACAAGAUGCUUUCUCAUGGUUUCUUGCGUGCUCAAGACGCGCAGAGGUGUCGCAACACUGCCAACGCAUUUAGGCAAGGAAACAAACUAACAGACGUGCUUUAUCGCUGUCUUCUUUGUAAACGCGUCUGUAAACUUGGACGAGGAUGACCCCACCGUGGGUUUGGGUGAGAGCGACAAAAGGCUGCCACUAUAUAAUGAUAUGCUGAGAUGACGCCAUUCGUUUGCGUGUGAAUGCUGCGAGUGAUCGUAUAAGCUGGCUGAGUAGUACUCAGUGUGUAUACAUUAAACGAGAAGUGUCUUCUACAGGGCUCUGCUUCGAUGUACGUGUAUACACUGGUCAAAGCAAAGCAACGUUGUGUUAAGCGAAAGGAGAGCUUUGGUCACUGUUAGCACGGAGCUGAUUUGCGUGUCGUCAGGCAUAGUUUAAUGACGUCACCGUCUUUAAGAGGCAAGUGUGUGGGUCUUGGUGACGUAACUUCGUGGACCGCAAUUCAAGGUCAGUGCUGCACAGCAGCCGAAACCGUAGCACCCCGGAACUCACUGCGACGGUUAAUAGAGGGUUUCAACCUGGCGGACUCGCACCAACCUAAACUACCCGUGGUGGGAGCCAUGCGGGUGACACCUCACGGCACUGCGGUUAACCUUCACCGUUCUUGUCUAUGUUGAUGAGUUUCACGCUGGCGAAGAAAAAAAACUUAAUGGAGUCAAUCUCUUCAGCGAAAGUGGAACGUCACUUAAGUCAAGCAGAAUGUUAUUUUACAUGAUGUCAUCGUUAUAUCCAUUGAUGUCACUGCAAUGUGCAUUCCGGAAGGUGUAGGUUAAUAGACACUUUUCAGCAGUAUGAAAUUUUAUCAUAUCGAAGAAGCGAUGGUGCACAUUGUAAUAGUGAAGCACGCACAACUAGGCAUUUUUAAUGCAUCAUAAAAGCGCAUGUUGCCGUGGCAGAGCAAAAGAAAUGAACUCGGAGAAAUCAAAUGCAACGGUAGGAAACACGCACAAACUUCACUUGGAUCCAUUAAAAGUCUACCCCUUUCUUAACAUACCUUCACGACCAGUUGAGCAUUUUUAUUGGAACGUUUUGUAUUCCUAUCGCCGCUUCCUAGUGUUUUGUAUCACUUGUUAUUACAGAUGUAUGCUCGUGAUUAUUGUUAGUCUAAAUCUUAUAGUUGUCACGCAUUGGUGCUUCACUAAGCCUGUCUACAUGAAGGGUGGUCGCCUCAGAAACGUCGUCUAAACGGCAUGGACACAUUCAUCUCGAAUUCGCUUGCUCUUUUAUUUUUUCACUCUUAGUGAUGCACAUAUUGCGAUGUACCACAUGGUAGAACUGUAAAAGAAGUCUGGUCACAGUGUAACGUCGUAGAACUGCAAGGCAACUAUCAACUUCUAUUAAUAUGUUGUCUGCAGACUCCUCACAGCGGUGCCAUCUCAAAAAAUUCUGUUGAAGUGCUCCUUACUCGGCAGGGAUGUGUCUCCCUACAUUUUUUUUAUUUUAUCGAAACAAACAUAUUGUUCUUAAGUGACCUUCUGGAGAUAAUGCAAUAUGUAGAUUGGUUUUGCGGUGUCUCCUUCUCUCACACACACACACAAAACGGCAGGUUAGUGAUAGUGCUUAGGGCUCCAGAGUUUUGGUGUUGGCACAUCAUGGUUUAAUUGGGUACUUCGAGUUGUAAUAAUGAGAUCAUUGAGGAAAGGUGUAAAUCACGUACUUGUAACUUGUACACGUUUCCAAAAGGCGUUAGGUUGUAACUUGCCCCAAGUUUUUUUUUUUUUUUUUUCAGUGUAAGUGAUCUUAAACAAUCUUCUCAGAAGACUGGACAGAAUGGCUUUCAGAAACUGUCAAAGAUUUAUUUGCUCCUGUGGUCUAACACGGUUUUGCACGCAAGAAUCGAACCUGUGGUGAUGCAUAUUACAAAGAAGAGCCAACUGAAGGAAUGGAAAGUUUAGUUUUGACCUACAAUUACGAGGUAGUAAACAGAGCGUGGGUUAUCAUUGAGUGCGGAUGCCUUAUUGGAUGUAAUCAAUGUGCUCGCGCAAGGCCAGUGCAUUUACAUGGAGUACAACGACCGUGAGUUAACAGGUUGACCGUAUAGUACGACCAUUUAACUCAUGGCGAUGUGAGGUAUAGUACAAUGCUUCAGCUUUGAAGAUGACUUUCAAGGAAAAUGAAACCUACCAAUCACACUGGAGAUCGGAAGAAGUGACCAGGCACUUAAUAUAGCGACCACUACCUUUCCUUGAAAGCAACACCACUUCGAACACAUUUUGCAAAGCCACACCUAGGUGCCCAUCUCGUGCAGCGAUUUGUGUUCUUUUUAUUUCACCCAAUGUGUGCUACUGUAUGCUUGUGUUCGCUGGGAUGACAGCAGGCUAAGGAUGCUUCGGUAGGGAGGUCACAAUUUGUCUAGACUACCUCUUCGUUGAACUCAUUGCUAAGUCAUUCAAACGAUUGGUUGUGGGAUGUUUCGCGCUGUGGUUGUGAAAUUACACGUAAGAAUCACGAGCACAAUUAGCACGGAUAUGAUGUCCGCAAUUUGUAUUAUUUUUUCUUUCUUGUACUUUCCAUUAUUUUUACGUGAAACACAUUCACACGAGACCCUUUCUAUGAACUGUUUUACACAUUCAUAGUUGCAUAGGUUGCCGCACCUUCAAGUGAACAAAGCUUAGUGUUAAAUUUGGAAUACAUGCUAGCGUACCGAUGUGUCCCGAUCGCUCUGGUCUAAUAUUUCUUGUACAUAUGGCCACAGGUCUGUCUUGAAGUAAAGUGUAGGAACGCUUCACUUGCUUCCAAAUGGACAGAAUUUAGAGCGUUCUUUCUUGUUGUCAUGACUUUCUAUUUUGUGGGAGGGUGUCAUGGUCUAGAGUACCGGAAAUUGUGAGCCUCGGGUCGCCGAUGAACGUGUUGUGAUGCGUGAAAACAAUGUAAAAGAAUUUGAAGUGAGAAAAAGGAAGGAGCAAAUAGAUAGCGAACUAACGAUCUCUACGCAGUGUGAGUCUUCGAGCACAUACAGGUGUCGUUACACAGAAUGGGUGUGCCGACAGCAAUACACUUUUUUUCCAACUCCUUCGUGUUAUAGCACACCAUGGAAUAGCACUCCCGUGCUGCGGUUAUUGGACAUCGCUUCCACGACCGCUCAUUUCAUGUUCGCUUGAUGUGUACGCGUGUAUAUGCUUCUCCGCUGCAGAUGCGGCGAGAUUCGCGUGUGUUUUUUUUCUGUGUGUGAUUGACGCCUGAUGCUGAAUGUUUGUCUAACCUCUCGAUCUCCUCUUCUCUCGCUAUCGCUUUCUAUUUCACUCUGCAAACACUCUGUCGCGUACUGACUGUUCCGAGGAGAGUGAGUAUGCUAUGUCUGAGAGUGAAAAAAAAAAAGAGGGCAUUAAAAGCAAAUCGUUUCAUUGCCAUCACA